AUUGACAUAAAAUUUAAUAUUUACUAAUCAGUUGUAAUCGACAAUGGCUCAAAUAAAGAGCAUUCGAGGUCGAGGUAUAUUCACCUAAUCAGUUGUAAUCGACUAUGGCUCAAGUAAAGAGCAUUCGCGGUCGAGAAAUAUACACCCACGAUGGAUAUAUGUACACAUUUGAUGCAUAAAAUUUUAAUAAAACAAAACAAUUUUGGAGAUGCCGAUACAAAAAUGAUUGUCCUUGUCGUAUUCAUACGUCAACUGAAACGUCCAAGGUGUUAAAGAUUCUAAAUGAUCAUAACCAUGAUUCAGAGGCAGCUUUGAUUGAAGCAAAUGUGGCAAUUACAAAUAUGAAACAACGAGCAAAAGACACUCUAGAACCAACGUCGAGCGUAAUAAAUGAAUGUACCAGUGGGAUUUCACAAGCGGCUAAGGGAGCGUUAGCAGCAGACGGAGCCAUAAAAAACAAAUCAGGAGAAUACGUCGUGAAAUACAAGCAGCCCCGGAUGCACCAAAAGACUUGAUGACACUUAUGAUACCUGAUGAAUUUAAAACUUAUUCGCCAUCAGAGGGUAUUGUAUAAUAAUUUUUACUACAUGACAGCGGACCAGGUGAAAAUAGGAUUUUAAUAUUUGGUCGUUAUCGGAGCUUAGAAAUAUUUAGCUGAAUCUACUAGUCGGUAUACAGAUGGUACUCUAAAAGUUGCGCCAUCACUUUUUUCUCAAAUUUAUGUAAUAUUGGCAAAAUAUAUGAACAGUGAUCAUCCUUUGCUUUAUGCGCUUUUACCAGACAAAAGAAACAAACAUAUUAACAGUUAUUACAAAUAAUUAUAAACAUAAAACCCGGGCUAAAACCGAUUUCAAUAGCAUGCGACUUCGAACAAGUGGCUAUUAAAGCUUUUCAAAAUAUAUUUCUUGAGGUUAAAAUAUUUGGUUGCCUAUUUCACCUAUCAAAAAACUUUAGGUUGAAAAUGUGUGAAUUAGAUUUAAUGUCUAAGUACAAAAAUAAUGCAGAAUUUUCUAUAGGGUUAAAAAUGGUCUUAGGAUUGGCAUUUGUUAAAAUUAAUGAUUUAGACAAAGCAAUAGAGAAACUAACUGAACACAUACCUCCAGAGGUGUUACCUCUUUUAGAUUGGUUCGAAGCAUUCUAUGUUGGUAGAACAUUAAGAAAUCGUCGACGCCCUGCUCGAUUUCCACCUGUAUUGUGGAACGAUCAUGAACGGGUAUUAAAUAAAGAAGACAGGACAAAUAACCACGCUGAAGCAGCCAAUAGACGACUGAAUUUACAAAUGGAUGUACAACAUCCAACAUUGUGGACAUUUAUUACAAACUUAAGAAAAGUUCAGACAGGACGUGAUACAUUUUGUCAACAUCUAGAAACUGGAAAUAGUCCUCCAAAAAAGAAAAAAAAAUGUAUAGAUGUCGACAAAAGAAUUUUUUUAAUUGUAGAAGAUUACAACAAUCGCAACAUGGUUAGUUUUUUAAGGGGAAUAGCUCAAAAUAUAAGUUGUUACUAAAUUCUAUUUUUUUUUUAAAUUUUUUUUAUUUAUAUGAACUAACUAUCAAAGUCUAUUACUUUUUAUUUAUAUACAUUUAUAUUUAUAUUUAUUAUUUAUUAUAUUAAUCGCACAGACAACUACUGGCAUAGGUACUAAUCAUAUUAGACCAAAACUUAACGCCAAAAUUUCCAUACGCUAAAUUGGUUUACGCCAAAGUGGCCACGCCAAUACGGCCACGCCAAGAUGUCCUAGAUCGGGUCAAAAUUGCAUGAGUGAUAAUAUAUAAUAUAUACUUGUAAUACAUUAUAUAAUUU
Myzus persicae (green peach aphid) is the source of this 1803-nucleotide messenger RNA. RefSeq lists its product as uncharacterized. The record is from RefSeq and is a predicted model, not a curated record. The transcript has 3 exons. The coding region runs from base 962 to 1507 and encodes 181 amino acids. Lineage: Eukaryota; Metazoa; Arthropoda; Insecta; Hemiptera; Aphididae.